GCGUCACGCAGUGAAUAGUAACCAUGCCGAGGUCAUUUUUGGUGAAGAGUAAACGGGCACAUAGCUACCACCAACCUCGAUACCUGGAUGAUGAGUACAUAAGACUGGAUACUAAUUUAUCCUUUAUAUGCGCAGAGCGCAAACCGCAGGUUGAGUUUGAGGGGAGCUGUGACGCGCAGGAUGCUCAUAACCAUGGCAAGCUCUACCCCGAGUCCCAUCUAGUACGCACGGCUUGCCUCUCCUCCACCUCCCUGCUGAGCUGCGUGGGCAGCGUGUGCGACCGCUUCUCGGACUAUGACGACUACUGGCGCCCUCCAUCUCCAUCUGCAUCAGCGGAUUCGGAACAAGGUUUCACUCCGUCAGUAGUCAACGCUCACCCAUUCGCCAUUCCAUUCCCCCCUUAUGCAUGGACUACCUACUCUGGCUCCGAGCUCAGGCACAUUGUGCAGCGAACAUCCCAACACAAUCUCUCCACAGCUCUGGAGCCUGACACACAGAUGGGCAUCGAUGGAUCCAAGGAUGGUGCCACCAACUCCCCCAUUUACGCACAGCGGGGCCCGCACACUGGAUUUUACCGGGACAUUGGGUCUACAGUGUUCCCUACCUAUAGAAUGCGGUACGCCGAUAAAUUAUACUCGGACCUCAAGGUCUCUGAAAUCAAGUCCGAAUCCGAUCUCAUCUGUUCCGGUAUAGAACCAAGCGGAUCGUACAAAUGCACGAGGUGUUUCAAGGUCUUCUCGACACCACACGGUUUGGAAGUUCACGUCCGUCGGUCGCACAGCGGAGCACGACCCUUCGCCUGUGGAAUGUGUUGGAAAACGUUUGGGCACGCAGUGAGCCUGGAACAACAUAAAGCCAUUCACUUACAGGAGAGGUGCUUCAACUGCAAAAUCUGUGGCAAAAGCUUCAAGCGAUCGUCCACACUGUCCACGCACCUGCUCAUCCACUCCGACACGCGCCCCUACCCCUGUCAGUACUGCGGGAAGAGAUUCCAUCAGAAAUCGGACAUGAAGAAACACACCUUUAUCCAUACGGGUGAGAAACCGCACAAGUGCCAGUUAUGCGGGAAAGCCUUCAGUCAGAGCUCCAACCUCAUCACGCACAGCCGCAAGCACUCCGGCUAUAAACCGUUCAGGUGCGACCUCUGCUUCAAGGGAUUCCAACGGAAAGUGGAUCUGAGGCGGCACAAGGAAACGCAACAUGGAUUUAAAUGAAAAACUGUGAACAAACAUUGUGCUGGAGGAGGAUUGAGAAGAAAAUAGGCUAAUAUGGAAGUAAAUUGAAGCACUUCAAAUUUCAGAGGAAGGAUUAACGAAUGUAUUUUAAUAUAUGUAAUUAUGUCAAUUUCAAAAUACUUUUAUGCAAUAUUAUCAUUGUUAAUAGGCCACUGUAGGCCAAAUUGUAUUUUUUAAUAAAUAUGCCUAUGGAUUAGUUAGCCUAUUUUCAGAAUAACAUUUUACCCAACACAAAGUACAUGAUUUAGAAGUUUUGGUUGUGAUGCCCAAAUAGGCCUAUUUAUCUUUGUGCAUGAAUCAUUUUUCUUGUUUUCUUCUCUAGCAGAAGAAAACGAUUAAAUGAAAUACUACUCAGCAAUUGAAUGCCUAGUAGGCUAUUUGUGAAAAUGUCAUAUUAAUCAAUUCCUAUUCUAUUCCAGCUUUCAUUAUCAAACACUGUCACUUUAUCAUCUUUAGUGUAUAACAGAAUCCAAUAUACAUUUUGAAUGGCCCCUUAUCUUUUGUAAAACAUCGAAGGGCUUAAAUUCAAAAGUGCAGGAAUCUAAACCAAACAUGUUAAAAUAUAUAUAUAUAUAUUAUUUAUCUGUAUGAUCCUAAAAUGUUUGAAUAAAAAUAAAAUCUAGACUGUUGCCCAUUGAACGACAGGUCAACUAAAAUGAAGAAAUGAUUCAAAGUUCUCAGAU
Coregonus clupeaformis (lake whitefish) is the source of this 1918-nucleotide messenger RNA. Its product is annotated as zinc finger protein Gfi-1-like. Bases 24 to 1214 code for a protein of 396 amino acids. Gene Ontology annotation, cellular component: nucleus. Lineage: Eukaryota; Metazoa; Chordata; Actinopteri; Salmoniformes; Salmonidae. The transcript is spliced from 6 exons. The record is from RefSeq and is a predicted model, not a curated record.